Astyanax mexicanus (Mexican tetra) is the source of this 1406-nucleotide messenger RNA. RefSeq names its product golgin subfamily A member 5. Gene Ontology annotation, cellular component: membrane. Bases 214 to 1212 code for a protein of 332 amino acids. The transcript is spliced from 7 exons. Lineage: Eukaryota; Metazoa; Chordata; Actinopteri; Characiformes; Acestrorhamphidae. The record is from RefSeq and is a predicted model, not a curated record. Gene Ontology annotation, molecular function: hyaluronic acid binding.
CACUCAGACGCCUCAGCUCUCCAGCCUUCAUCUCCCUCUUACUGAAUUACACAAAUGCAGCAAUGAUUACAGAGAGAGGGGUGUGUGUAGAGUUAGUGUAGAGUUUGUAAAGGGUGUGUAUCGGAUGGUCGUGGUCUGAGGAUAUCAGUGUAUCUGCAGUGCUCUUUGCUCCGUCGCUCCAGAACCGCAGGUGAGGAGCUCGUGCUGACGGUGAUGAGGAGAUUCUUCAGCUCUGGUAGAGAUGAAGAUUACAGCCAGAUCCAGUACCUCACCGCCAAGUGUACCCGCCUCACCCACGAGAACGCAGUGUUGGAGAGAGAGUGUUUGUCCUCUCGGGAGAGAGAGAGGGCGCUGCAGGUAGAGCUGGAGUCUCUCUCGGUGCAGCUCUGUCAGAAAGAGCACACCUGCCAAGACCUGCGCCUCCACCACAACCAGCUCCUCGACACACUCAAACAACAGCGGGAGCGGGUCCAGUUCCUGGAGCAGAGGGUGGUCUCUGUGGCGGAGGAGGGGGCGAGGGAGGCGGCGCUGUUGAGUUUUCAGUUGGAGCAGGUGGGCUGUGAACUCCAGCAGCUCCAGAGCUCAGAGUUACAGCUGCAGGGCCUGGUGGACGAGCUGCACCAGGAGGCCGAUGAUGAAGUCAAAAAGGCAGAGGACCUGCAGACGGAGCUCCGUGAGGAGGCCCAACUCAGUGCUAAGCAGAAAGAAGACAUGAAGAGGAAGCUGGCCAGAAAGUCUCAGGAAGUGGAGGAGCUGCAGGAGGCUAAUCAUGCUCUGCAGGAGGAGCUGAGCGAGCAGCACAGCGCCCACCGGAGGACGGUAGAGGAACUGCAGCAGGAGAACUCGGGCAGCGUGCAGAAACUCAGAGAGAUGGCGGAGCAGUUCGAGUGGCUCUGUGAUCAACAGAGAAACUGGAUGUGCUGCAUCAAACGUUUUAAGGACUGUCUGUCUGAUGAGAAGGAGGCCCUGGUUCUGCAGGUGAAAAGGUUACAGGAGGAAUUGGCGGAUCUGAAGAAGAACUCUGACUCUGAGGACACAAGUCCAGAAGACCCGGCCACUCACUGCAACAGGUGGGAUGUGGAGGUGAUGGGGGAUCUGCAGGUGGAGGCUGACAGAUGGAGAACAAGAUACUCUGACCUCUUCAGCAAACUCACUACACAACCGGGUUCUCAGGGGAAGUGGAAUGAAGAUGGACAUUUAAAGCCUCCAUGAAAUCAUCCCUCCCUCUCUCUCUCUCUCUCUCUCUCUCUCUCUCUCUCUCUCUCUCUCUCUCUCUCUCUCUCUCUCUCUCUCUGUAUUUCUCAUCCUGUCUUUGAUGAAGAAGCUUCACACGAAAUUAAAGCAUAUCUGUACACUAAGUUGUGACACAAUGUGAGAAUAAAAUCUGUAUAUCGUAAAUCAUUCCA